Messenger RNA from Scheffersomyces amazonensis, 1365 nucleotides. RefSeq names its product Tgl99p (gene TGL99). NCBI's taxonomy places the organism in Eukaryota, Fungi, Ascomycota, Pichiomycetes, Serinales, Debaryomycetaceae. Gene Ontology annotation, molecular function: hydrolase activity, acting on ester bonds. Gene Ontology annotation, biological process: lipid metabolic process. The transcript has a single exon. Bases 1 to 1365 code for a protein of 454 amino acids. The record is from RefSeq and is a predicted model, not a curated record.
AUGUCUCAAGAUGGUGGUACUUCACUCAUCGUUACUUUCGUUAAUAUAUGUAAAUUAAUUUUUCAAAUUAUAUGGCUCAUUGUUAGACAAUUCUUAUGUAAUGUGAUUUGGCAAGGUACUGUUAAAGAAAAUAAACAACAAAAUGAAAAUAUUAAGGAUAUUGUAGAUUUAGUUAAAGCUCAAGGAUAUAUUGUACGAGAAUAUGUUGUUAAUACUAGAGAUAAUUAUUUAUUAGUAUUACAUAAGAUUGAAAAACCAGAUAAAUCAAAUUAUUCAAAUAAUGGGAAAAUUGCUUAUUUCCAUCAUGGUUUAUUGACUAAUUCUGAAUUGUUUGUAUUAGGAACUUCAAAGGAAAAGAAUUUACCUUUUUUAUUAUUAGAUUUAGAUUAUGAAGUAUGGUUAGGAAAUAAUCGUGGAAAUAAAUAUUCUAGAAAGCAUCUAACUUUAUCAGCAUCAGAUAUCAAGUUUUGGGAUUUUUCCUUAGAUGAAUAUGCUUAUUAUGAUAUUCCUGAUACUUUAAAUUUUAUUAGAUCCCAUUAUAGACCAGAAGAUAAAAUUACUUAUAUUGGAUUCUCACAAGGUUGUUCUCAAUUAUUUGCAAGCUUAAGUUUACAUCCAGAUUUAAAUAAUUAUAUUAAUUUAUUUGUUGGAUUAUCUCCAGCAUUAAUACCUAGAGAUUUAAAUCAUCCUAUUUUUCAACUUAUUUCUUCUCAAGCUGCUAAAGAUAAUUCCUUUUUGUAUGGAAUAUUUGGUCGUAGAGCUAUCUUACCUUCAGUUACAUUUUGGUCUCAUAUCUUGGGUACAGAUUUAUAUAAAAGGGUAGUUGAUAAAUCUUUAGUAUAUUUAUUUGGUUGGUCAGGUAAAAAUAUUAGUAAUGAUCAAAAAGAGUUGGGGUAUCCUCAUAUGUUUUCUAAUAGUUCUGUCAAGUCUAUUACACACUGGUUUCAAAUAAUAGAAUCAAAGAGAUUUCAAAUGUUUGAUGAGACUGGAUCUCUUGGUCUAACUAAAUUAUCAGUGUUAUUUGAUUCUUCUAAAGCAAAGGGACAUCGUGUAACCCCAUUUCCAGUAUCUCAUCAUUUAAAUAUACCGAUGGUAUUAUUUUAUGGUGAUGAAGAUAUAUUGGUUUCAAUAGACAGUACAACGAAUAUCAUUUUGGGUAGUAAUGAAAAGAUGAAAAAUAAAUUAAAACUUAUCUUAUGUAAGGGUUAUGAACAUAUGGAUACUUUAUGGAGUAAUAAAGUUUAUGAAGAUGUAUUUUCCAUAGUAGUUAAUGAAAUGGAACAACUACAUAGUAGAGAAAAGAAACCAAUUCCAUAUCUUGAGGAAUGGGUCAAUCCAAUCAAUGGUUCUCUAAAGAAACCUUAA